AUGGUAAGCAAGAAGAUUGCGGCGCAGCUGGAGAAGCUGCAGGGCGACGAGUGGGACUCGGACAGCGACAGCGAGACGACGAACACCGCCUCGAACACGUUUGACGCCAGCAAUGACCUGGUGACGCUUCCUACGGCUGCGGAGGCCGCUGCCAGCUCCUCCACCGGCAAGAAGCGUAAGAGUAAGAUGCAGCGCAAGAAAGAUGCGGCCGCACUCGUCAAGGAGAAGCAGGCCGAUAAGAAGAAGAACCAGCCUUCCAACGUUAUUUAUCUCGGCCGCGUCCCGCACGGCUUCUACGAGAAGCAGAUGCUGGGUUUCUUCAAGCAGUUCGGCGUCGUGCGUCGCGUGCGUCUCUCGCGCAAUAAGCGCACAGGCAAUUCGAAGCACUACGCCUUCAUCCAGUUCGACGAGCCCGAGGUGGCGCAGAUUGUGGCCAACACCAUGAACGAGUACCGACUGUUCGACCACACGCUCUCGUGCCACAUCGUGCCCUCGCACGCCGUGCACGAGCACAUGUUUGUCGGCGCCAACAAGGAGUUUAAGCCGCUGCCCCGGCAGGCCAUCAACCGCAACCGCCACAACGCCGAGAAGUCGUACGAGCAGACCGUCGUCAACAACAAGCGUCUUGUAACUAAAGAGAGGCAGAAACGCAAGGUGCUCAAGGCACUCGGCAUUGACUACGACUUCCCCGGAUACGAGGCCCAGAUGCCGGCCAAGAAACAGCACAUUGCGUUCACAUAA
Molecule: messenger RNA, 741 nt
Organism: Phytophthora infestans T30-4
Lineage: Eukaryota; Oomycota; Peronosporomycetes; Peronosporales; Peronosporaceae
Product: FHA domain-interacting nucleolar phosphoprotein, putative
Exons: 1
Coding region: 1-741 (246 amino acids)
Biological process (GO): maturation of LSU-rRNA from tricistronic rRNA transcript (SSU-rRNA, 5.8S rRNA, LSU-rRNA)
Cellular component (GO): nucleolus
Molecular function (GO): RNA binding
Source: RefSeq, a predicted model, not a curated record